GCGUGGCCUGCGCUGUCCAAUGGGAAGGCAGCGCGGGCUGAUACAAUUUGGUGCUCUGCUUCCUCAUUGAGGAGGGAGGGAGUACCGGCAGGGCCAAUGGGAGUGGGGUGCCCAGUCCGCACCGUCCAAUGGAGAGCCACAGCGUGGCGUGCUAUUAAAUGCAGCCGCGUGGGCUUUGGCGUUGACGAAUUUGGCGCGCUGCUCACCCAUUGGAAGCAGCCGAGUGGGGAACGCUGGCAGGGCCAAUGGGAGCGCGGGGCGGAAUCUACGGUGCCCAAUGGGGAAGCGGCGCGGGCUGGUAUAAAAGCGGUUUGCGCGGGCUUUGGCUCUCACUUGUCUGAGGCGAUGGCGAGCGUGCGCGGGAGGUCGAGAGGCAAGUCGGGCUCGUCCCGGGCGGGGCUGCAGUUCCCGGUGGGGCGCGUGGGGCGGCUGCUGCGGCGCGGGCGGUACGCGGAGCGCGUGGGUCGCGGGGCGGCGGUGUACCUGGCGGCGGUGCUGGAGUACCUGGCGGCGGAGCUGCUGGAGCUGGCCGGGGAGGCGGCGCGCGCCCACCGCAAGGCCCGCAUCGCCCCGCGGCACCUGGCCCUGGCCGCCCGCAACGACGAGGAGCUCUCCCGCCUCCUCCGCACCGUCACCUUCGCCCAGGGCGGCGUCCUGCCCCACCUCCACGCCGCCCUCCUCCCGCGCGGGAAGGAGAACAAGGAGGAGAAGAAGGCCAAGGCCCCGCUCAAGGCCAGCCAGGCCUCGCAGGAGUACUAGGCCCGGCCCGGCACACCCGCCAAAGGACUCGGAGGCGUCUCUUCUUCCCUUCUGACCAUCUGGAGUCGAGUCGUGGAGUGCGAGGCCCCAACACUUCCGGCUUGAAGGGACUGGACUUACUUUUGGGACUGGAGGCGCCGCUUGCAACUUCCGCUCCUUCAUUCAAGGCUUUGUGGAAGACCAGGCCCCCAACACUUCCGGGAAACUUGCUGUGGACACUUCCAAGGGACUGCACUGUCUUUGGGGACUUCACUCUCUCACUCAUUAAAGGUUUCUUUUUAGUUUUUUGAA
Anolis carolinensis (green anole) is the source of this 1050-nucleotide messenger RNA. RefSeq names its product late histone H2A.2.2. NCBI's taxonomy places the organism in Eukaryota, Metazoa, Chordata, Lepidosauria, Squamata, Anolidae. Gene Ontology annotation, cellular component: nucleosome; chromatin. The record is from RefSeq and is a predicted model, not a curated record. The transcript has a single exon. Gene Ontology annotation, biological process: heterochromatin formation. Gene Ontology annotation, molecular function: structural constituent of chromatin; protein heterodimerization activity; DNA binding. The coding region runs from base 97 to 759 and encodes 220 amino acids.